This is a messenger RNA of Penicillium bovifimosum, 588 nucleotides long. RefSeq names its product GNAT family N-acetyltransferase. Bases 1 to 588 code for a protein of 195 amino acids. The transcript is spliced from 2 exons. Lineage: Eukaryota; Fungi; Ascomycota; Eurotiomycetes; Eurotiales; Aspergillaceae. The record is from RefSeq and is a predicted model, not a curated record. Gene Ontology annotation, molecular function: acyltransferase activity, transferring groups other than amino-acyl groups.
AUGGCAUCAAAUGCAAUUCCCAAUGAAUCCCACAUCGCUAUCGUCCGAGGAACAGUAGACGACGGCCCAGCAGUCCUCGCUCUCCUAGACAACGCCGUCAAAUGGCUAGAAUCUACCGACAGAGUCGGGCAGUGGGGAUCAUCCCCGUUUUCAGAGAACCCAAGACGCGCUGAACAACUCGAAGAGUUCGCAACAACCGGUCUCGGCCUCUGGCUCGCCAUUAAGGUUGCGGAUGACACGCCAAUGAACCAAGAUCGACCUUCGGGGCCCAUCAUAGGCGCACUUGCCGUUGGAGAGAAGAUGCCUUAUGCGCCAGCGGUCUCUGAGCCUGAGCUUUACGUGCGCUUGUUAGUCUCGGAUCGACAAUCGGCUGGGCAGAAGAUUGGCAAGCGUCUUUUGGAACAUGCUCGUGAUCUUGCCAAUGGGGCUGGGGCUUCGUUAUUGCGGGUUGAUUGCUACGCUGGUGGUGAUGGUGGAUUGGUUCGAUAUUAUGAGUCGCAAGGGUUUGAGCGAUGUGAGCGCUUGGACCUUCAAGGGACUUGGCCUUGUCAGGUGCUUGCGCAGCGUUUACGGGUGAAGGGAGGAUAG